Molecule: messenger RNA, 2154 nt
Organism: Colletotrichum orchidophilum
Lineage: Eukaryota; Fungi; Ascomycota; Sordariomycetes; Glomerellales; Glomerellaceae
Exons: 11
Coding region: 1-2154 (717 amino acids)
Biological process (GO): carbohydrate metabolic process
Source: RefSeq, a predicted model, not a curated record
AUGCUUUUGACACUCCUUUGUACCGCCUUGCUACCGGUGGUCGCACUAGGGCGCAUCGACAGACAGCGGGUUGUGUCUCAAUUCAAUGUUGUCCGAACCAAUUUGAUCGACAAUAACACCACUCCACUGCAAGUUGGCAAUGGCAACUUCGCUUUCAAUGUCGAUAACACGGGCAUGCAGACUUUCCUGCCCUUCAAUACACUCUCAAGCUGGGCCUGGCACAACGACUCGCUUCCGACAAAUGGCGAGAAACUCGGUGACUACUCCGGCGUUCCCAUGCUGACACACGGCCAAAAUGUCUCCUACGAUAUUCCCGAUCCGAAGCUUCCUCAAGUCUCGCAAUGGCUCAUUGGGAAUCCUAACCGCAUCAAUCUCGGCCGUAUCGGUCUAAAGUAUAAGGGAGGAACUCUUUCUGCAGCGGCAAUCACAGAACCAAGACAAGAACUGGACCUCUGGGGUGGUUUCAUCACCUCAACCUUCAAAGUCGAUGGCAAAUCUGUCAAAGUGGUUACGCAGGGGGAUUUCGCGUAUGAUGCCGUCACAUUCCAGAUUGAAUCGGAGCUUGUAUCCUCCGGCGACUUGAACGUCGAGCUAGACUUUCCAUACCCGCCUAUUCACACAACAAAGUACAAAUACGAAGUCUUUGCCGGCGUUUACGACUUCCCGCUGAACCAUACGACUCGCAUCGUCAAUAGCUGCGGACGAUCUGACGUGGCGCACAUCCAUCACGAGUUGCAGGAGACGAGCUAUUUCGUCAACCUGCGCUGGCCACACGAAGUGCCCCUUGAGCUUUCUCGGGACGAACCAGAGGGCUCUGACAAGAUUAACGCUCAUCGUUAUACACUGUCUUCUGUCCGCGACACCAACCGGACUUCGACUUCUUUGACCUUUACUGCGCACUUUUCACCUCAGAAGCAAGACCCCAGACCCCCGGCCGACACCCAAAAGGAAAGUAUCACUGAAUGGCACGACUACUGGAACGAGGGUGGUUUCGUCGACCUGACUUCGUCUUCGAACCCCAACGCCACUGAGCUGCAGAGGCGUAUCAUCCUGUCGCAAUAUCAUGUUCGCGUCAACAGCGCGGCUUCCGGUCAAUCGCCACAGGAGAGUGGGCUGAUGAACAACGGAUGGUACGGCAAAUUCCACAUGGAAAUGGUUAUUUGGCACAACGCCCACUGGGUAACGUGGGGCCGGAAGAAGCAUUUUGACAACAUAUUCCCAGAGAUUUACGAGACACUGCUCCCAUCCUCUCUCGCUAGGGCAAAAGCACAAGGGUGGCCUAAAAUGACGGAGCUUGAGACAGGUGUCAGUUCCCCUGGAGGAAUCAACGGCCUUUUACUAUGGCAACAGCCCCAUCCCAUGUAUCUGGCAGAACUUGCGUAUCAGUCGUCACCAAAUGACGAGACCUUGAAGCAAUGGGACGCAGUCUUGACAGCGACUGCCGACUUCAUGGCAUCGUAUGCCUGGAAGAAUGAAAGCUCAGGACACUAUGACUUGGGGCCACCUUCAUAUGGAGUAACUGAGAAUACGCCACCUUCACAAACGUUGAACCUAGCUUACGAGAUCGCAUACUGGAGGUACGGACUCGAUCUCGCGCGCGAGUGGAAGAAGAGAAUGGGCCAGGCGGUCCCCGACAAGUGGACGGAAGUGGCCGAGAACCUCGCUCCGCCUCCGCAGGUCGACGGUCUUUACGCCGUGUAUGAGGGGCUGAACAGCACAUGGUGGCAGGACCCGGCCCUCAACGGAGACCCGCGCAGCCUCAUCAUGAUGCAGGGGAUACUACCAGACACCCCGGCCGUUGACCCCAAAGUCGCGCUCAGGACUGCGGACAAGGUAUGGGAAGUCUGGACGGACCAGAAGAUCCGCGGCUGGGGACGGCCCGUGUUGGCCAUCAACUCUGCUCGGGUUGGGAAUCCGGAAAGGGCUAUUUACCACUUGACUGCGUACGAUUACUGGAAGUUUGAUGACGCUGGCUACGCCGUUCGUGGCGGGGAUGGCGGCACACCUCCUCCUUUCAUGCCCGGAAAUGCUGGUUUCCUAUAUGCAGUUGCAUAUAUGGCUGCUGGCUGGCGAGGGUCAAAAGGCGAUGCACCUGGUUUUCCCCAAGGCGCGGGGUGGGUUGUCAAGCAGGAGGGAUUGCAAAAAGCACCCUAG